Molecule: messenger RNA, 443 nt
Organism: Stereum hirsutum FP-91666 SS1
Lineage: Eukaryota; Fungi; Basidiomycota; Agaricomycetes; Russulales; Stereaceae
Exons: 2
Source: RefSeq, a predicted model, not a curated record
AUCACCGUGAUCCUGGUGGGCAUUUCCCAGAGUAAGUACCGGCAGGUUCUUUCUGAGUAGCGCCGCUUCGGACUCCAGUCACCAACUCAGCCAUGGGCCAUUCCACCCUCCCCCUGACUUAUAGCUUUUCAGUCGAGAAGGCCUCGCAUCCCGUAGUUGGCUUCGUCGAGGGAAAACCAUUCAGGAAGUUCAGAGCUUGGCAUGAAAGGUACCGAGUGUCUGAGUUGAUGUCUUUCAUUAUGUGUAUCAUCAUGCGCACUAACUGAAGCCUCUUGCGUCUUUGGCUACUAUUGUCUUGUCAUACACACUUCUGUGCCCUACAGAAAGGUGCGCUCAUAUGCAUUUUGAGUCGCUGCCGAUGAGAUUUGAUGUUCUGCCGUUGUAAAGAAUAUUCUCGUUCUUUGGGCGGCCUUCGUCUUGAUCUUCUUCAGCACUCUAGGUUA